AUGUUUGGAGGCUCCACCGACAAAUUUGAUUUCUCUGAUAUUGAGGGUAGAAAAAAGAUGGGGCGUAACGAUGAGGAUGGUGGCUGCAGAAUGUCCGGUGCAUCGGGGUUUCUGAUGGUGUUGCUUGCCAUAGCUAUCGCAGUGGGUGUUGGACUGAUCGUGCAUUUCGCUGGAAACCAAAAGGAACUUAAUUGUAACUGCCAGUGUGGACCAGCGGAGGGCGUUGUCACAAUGGCUCCAGAAUUUCUAACGGAAACAUGCAAGGCUAAAGCUGUUCUAGGGAACCAAGAGCUAUGUGGACUGUGUCCGGAAAGAACCACUACACCAUCACAACCGUCAAUGUCCACAACUCUGGGAAUGAGGACAGCAUCAACCAUGCCAAACACUACAAUGCCACCCACCUCUUCACCACACCCGAUCACGGAUACGCGUCUACCUACCUCUGUAAAACCUCUUCACUAUGAGUUAAAUUUGAGACCAGAGAUGUACAAUAACAAGCCGGAGACAUUCACUUUCAAUGGAACCGUGGCUAUAAAAGUAGAAUGCAAAAGUUCCACAGACAAUAUAACACUCCAUAUUGCCACGCAGAAUCUUACCACUACCCCAACUGUAGCGGCAUCAGAUAACACUGAGGUAUCUCCUGUUGUACUCCACACCAUUAGGGAUGUGACAAGACAGUUCCUUAUCCUGACUCUAGAUAAACCAUUAGUAGUUGGAAAUCGGUAUGUCGUUCGAUUAGCUUUUGAAGACCGACUGUCCAAUACUGUUCUUUUAGGAAUGUACAUAAGCACCUACAUAGACGAAGCAGCUAAUGUGACCAAAUAUAUUGCAGCAACCCAAUUUGCACCAACAUACGCGAGACAUACGUUUCCUUGUUUUGAUGAGCCAGCAUUCAAGGCGACGUUCGACAUCACAUUGGAGCGACAACCUCACAUCAUCAGUCUCUCAAACAUGCCCCUCGCUAAUUCAAUAACUCUGGGAGAUGGUUACGUUGCGGACCAUUUCGACGUUUCAGUCACGAUGUCGACAUAUCUUGUUGCUUUUAUCUUUGGCGAGCUGGACAGUGUAAAGAAUGUAACGGAAAAUAAUGUUCUGUUUGGGGUGUAUACUACUCACAAGAACAUCAACCAGACAGCGUUUGCACUUAACUUAGGCAGCAGACUUCUUGAUACAUAUGAGGAGUAUUUCAAUAUUUCCUUUGUUCUUCCAAAACUCG
Ylistrum balloti is the source of this 1216-nucleotide messenger RNA. Its product is annotated as endoplasmic reticulum aminopeptidase 1-like. The record is from RefSeq and is a predicted model, not a curated record. Gene Ontology annotation, cellular component: cytoplasm. NCBI's taxonomy places the organism in Eukaryota, Metazoa, Mollusca, Bivalvia, Pectinida, Pectinidae. Gene Ontology annotation, molecular function: zinc ion binding; metalloaminopeptidase activity; peptide binding. The transcript is spliced from 5 exons. Gene Ontology annotation, biological process: proteolysis; peptide catabolic process. The annotation marks the transcript as partial.